This is a messenger RNA of Phalaenopsis equestris, 776 nucleotides long. RefSeq names its product equilibrative nucleotide transporter 3-like. Gene Ontology annotation, molecular function: nucleoside transmembrane transporter activity. Gene Ontology annotation, biological process: nucleoside transmembrane transport. The transcript has 5 exons. NCBI's taxonomy places the organism in Eukaryota, Viridiplantae, Streptophyta, Magnoliopsida, Asparagales, Orchidaceae. The record is from RefSeq and is a predicted model, not a curated record. The annotation marks the transcript as partial. Gene Ontology annotation, cellular component: plasma membrane.
UUUUCCUUUUACUAUUUAUGAUCUCUCCCCCGCUGUUUGAAAUUUUAAUCUGAAAUGCAUAUUCACUUGCCAAAAAUAGCCGUUGCCAUCCAGCUCUGCUUUCCCAUUUGAUCCUUAUCUUUGUUUUUAAGGAAUUCUUUUGUAGGAUAUGAAGAUUCCUGAAUCUCUCUAACCGUGCGUAGUUCCUCGAAUCCGGCUCAGUUCACAUUCUUCGCCCUGUUAUAUUGUUCUCUUUAUCAUCGCUCCAAAUUUCUAAUUUUUCAGGUAGUUCGAGUCCUUAUUGACUCCGGAGCCUUGCAGAUUAUAUUCUGGGUUUUCCUUCGCUUUUGGGAUUUAGGGCUUUCCGGAGAAGGUGAAGCAAAGCAAUCAUGGGUAUGAAUACCGGGAGUGAGGAAGCAGUAACAAAGAAGGGGAGAUUUGCUGCAAUCGUAGUUUGCUGGUUCUUAGGAAAUGGAUCUCUUAUUUCAUGGAACAGUAUGUUAACAAUUGUAGAUUACUAUGCUCAAGUAUUCCCGAGAUACCAUCCGACAAGAAUGCUCACUCUUGUUUAUCAGCCUUUUGCCUUCAUAACCAUUGCAAUACUCACAUAUCAUGAAGCAAAGCUCAAUACCAGAAUGAGGAACAUUCUUGGCUACACGCUUUUUUUCAUAAGCUCAUUUCUCGUAAUCAUUUUAGAUUUGGCAACUUCUGGGAAAGGUGGUGUUGGAGCCUUCAUUGGUAUAUGCCUUAUUAGUGCAGCUUUUGGUGUCGCUGAUGCUAAUGUUCAAGGGGGCAUG